Oryza brachyantha (malo sina) is the source of this 565-nucleotide messenger RNA. Its product is annotated as probable signal peptidase complex subunit 1. Gene Ontology annotation, biological process: protein targeting to ER. Gene Ontology annotation, cellular component: endoplasmic reticulum membrane; signal peptidase complex. The record is from RefSeq and is a predicted model, not a curated record. The transcript is spliced from 2 exons. Bases 111 to 401 code for a protein of 96 amino acids. NCBI's taxonomy places the organism in Eukaryota, Viridiplantae, Streptophyta, Magnoliopsida, Poales, Poaceae.
UCUCCUCCCCUCCCCUUCCCGUAGACCGCCGUCGCGCAAACCCAACCUCGCCGCCGCCGUCCUCUUCUCCGGCGACUCACCCCCUCACGCGGCCGGCCGAGUCCCACGAGAUGGAUUGGCAGGGGCAGAAGCUCGCGGAGAUGCUGAUGCAGCUGCUGCUGGUGGCGUCGGCGGUGGCGGCGUUCGUCGUGGGCUACGCGGUGGCCGACUUCCAGCUCAUGCUGCUUGUCUACGCCGGCGGGGUCGUCCUCACCGCGCUCGUCACCGUCCCCAACUGGCCCUUCUUCAACCGCCACCCGCUCAAGUGGCUCGAGGCCGCCGAGGCCGACCGCCACCCGCGCCCCCCGCAGGUCACCGCCUCUGCCACCGGCGGUAAGAAGAAGACCAGCAAGAACAAGUAGUGGUCUUCAGUGGAGCAAGUGUCAUUGACCGAUCGAUCGAACAUAAUAUGUCGAGACAUGUUCUUCUGAUGCUACAAUUGCUCGUCUUUUGAUUAUGGGAUGCUAGACAAUUGUGGUGCAUACAUGUUGAUGAGAAUUAAGGCUUCUUGCUGGUAUUUUAUAUC